This is a messenger RNA of Dicrocoelium dendriticum, 873 nucleotides long. Lineage: Eukaryota; Metazoa; Platyhelminthes; Trematoda; Plagiorchiida; Dicrocoeliidae. The record is from the annotation of a GenBank genome assembly.
GGUUUUCAACGGAAAUCAUUCGAACGCAGCUCAUUGGAACUAUCUGUACCCACUUUGGAUGAACCGCGGGACCCGCAACCAACCGCAAGCUACUCGGCGCGUUCACCCUCUGUUGACUUGCAGUGUACUUCUUUCUCGAACACAUCUUCACCAAGCGGCAGUGUCGGGAUGUCUGGGACUUCUACAUCUGUCGUUGUCCCCAAGUUCCCUAACUUUCCCGGAUCUCUUCUUAGGAUUUCUCCUAUGCUUUACCAUGAUGCAUUUGAACGAUCCUGUAUGUCGACCCCACCAGUGCUCCUAUCUGGCCAUACGGGCCCAGUCACUUCCACCUUUGAUCAAACAGUUAUUCGCGGCGUACCUAGUUUAAGUCUGCAAUUUGAGGCCUGUAAUCUCUAUGAAUCUCAUUUCGUCAAUUGACCUCUUCUCCAUACAACCGUGAUUAACAGUAUCCCCUUUUCGUUUGGAUGCCCUUAGGUAUUUCUCUUCCCUGUCAGCUGACGUUUUAUUACCUAUUAUUCCGUUUCGCGCUUACACAUCACUCUUGUCGUCUUCCAAUUGGGAAUUAUGCUAUGGGCCAUGCAUCUAGGGUUCCAUACCACAAUUCGUACCUGCCACUUUUGACGUAGUGCUGCCUCAUGGGAAUAGCACAUCUUGUGCAUUUGUUUUAAGGGUUUGAUCAUUUGUACAUGGCAGAACGUGCCUCUUCCUUUCGCUACAGAUAAGUGGGCUAACUUGGAGCACAGCAUCAUUUUAUCUAGGUUAAUUUCGUUUUCAAUUAUUCUCAUACCACAUUCAUUAUUGUGCACGUCAUGUCCAAGAUCCUGUUGCAUCGCUGGAGCCGAAAGUGUUCCUUCACCUUAUGCUGAAUCUCCG